Tachysurus vachellii is the source of this 589-nucleotide messenger RNA. Its product is annotated as histone H3. Gene Ontology annotation, cellular component: nucleosome. The transcript has a single exon. Bases 56 to 466 code for a protein of 136 amino acids. Gene Ontology annotation, molecular function: structural constituent of chromatin; protein heterodimerization activity; DNA binding. The record is from RefSeq and is a predicted model, not a curated record. NCBI's taxonomy places the organism in Eukaryota, Metazoa, Chordata, Actinopteri, Siluriformes, Bagridae.
GUUCGCCAGCGUCGUUUAUUGUGUUUUUCCUCCGUGAAGUUCACAGCUCGACGCUAUGGCAAGAACCAAGCAGACCGCUCGUAAGUCCACUGGUGGCAAAGCGCCCAGGAAGCAACUCGCCACUAAGGCUGCUCGCAAGAGCGCCCCGGCUACCGGCGGCGUGAAGAAGCCUCACCGUUACAGGCCCGGCACCGUGGCUCUGAGGGAGAUCCGCCGUUAUCAGAAGUCUACUGAGCUGCUUAUCCGCAAACUGCCCUUCCAGCGCCUGGUGAGAGAAAUCGCUCAGGAUUUCAAGACCGACUUGCGUUUCCAGAGCUCGGCCGUCAUGGCCUUGCAGGAGGCUAGCGAGGCGUACCUGGUCGGUCUGUUCGAGGACACCAACCUGUGCGCCAUUCACGCCAAGAGAGUGACCAUCAUGCCUAAGGACAUUCAGCUGGCCCGCCGUAUUCGCGGAGAGCGCGCUUAAACCUCAAUUCUGUCUAACGUACACAAAGGCUCUUUUAAGAGCCACCACAUUCUCUCUGAUAAAUGAGCACUUCUUCAUAUCUGUGUGUGUGAGCUCAGAGUUUGUUGUAUAAAGUUCACUUUG